Lycium barbarum (goji berry) is the source of this 1417-nucleotide messenger RNA. Its product is annotated as 5'-adenylylsulfate reductase-like 4. NCBI's taxonomy places the organism in Eukaryota, Viridiplantae, Streptophyta, Magnoliopsida, Solanales, Solanaceae. The record is from RefSeq and is a predicted model, not a curated record. The transcript has 4 exons. Bases 239 to 1189 code for a protein of 316 amino acids.
CCCAACAUCACAGCCAAAAAAAAAACACUGUUUCUAUCAUUAACCAAAAAAAAGUAACAGUAAUUCUAUCUCUUCUAUAUUGUCUUCUCAAACAAAAUCUUGAGCCUUAACGCUAACAUGCGCUGGGCUCUCUUAUCCAUCACCACCAACGUCACCAUCGCCACGUGGAUCUAGGGUUUCUUGAAAAUAUUCUUGAUCUAAUUUUUAUAAAAAUAAAGAAUACUUAAUUGUUGAAAAAAUGGGUAUUUUAAGGGUUUGGGUAGCUGGGUUUGUGGUUUUAUUGAUGUUCUUUGAAGGGAUGGCUGUUAAAGAUUCAGUUUGUCCGUUGAAAUCUGUUAAAGAUUCGGUUUUUUUGGGGUUUCAAGAUUUGACUUGUUCAUUUGAUGGGAUCCAAUCUUCUUAUAUGGCUGGAGUUAUUCAGGGAGAUGAGCAGUCAUUGCAGAGGGCGCUAAAUAUGAUUCACCGGAAUACACAUGAUUAUGUUGCUCUGCUUUUCUAUGCUUCCUGGUGUCCUUUCUCUAGAAGUUUUAGGCCUAAAUUUUCUAUCAUGUCUUCUUUGUUUCCUUCAAUUCCCCAUUUUGCAAUUGAAGAAUCAGCUGUUAAGCCAAGCACUCUCUCAAAGUAUGGAGUUCACGGGUUUCCAACUCUCUUCCUUCUAAACUCAACAAUGCGCAUGCGGUAUCAUGGCUCUCGCACCCUUGAUUCAGUGAUUGAAUUCUAUGGCGGCGCUACUGGUUUUCAGAGUGCUUCAGUGAAUCCCACUUCUCUUGGCAAAUCGGGAUGCUCCUCAAAUCAUUUGAAACUGCAUGGGAGUGAGCAGGAAAACUGUCCGUUCUCCUGGGCUAGAUCCCCUGAAAAACUUCUUCAGCAGGAAACUUAUUUGGCCUUAGCCACUUUGUUUGUGCUAAUGAAAGUGCUUUAUAAGAUAUUUCCAGCUUUACGUAAGAUUGCUCAAUUUGGCUGGGAAAGCUUCGUUUUACAUAUAAGAAUAAGAAGCUUGUGGGAGCUUCCUCUGCUAUAUCUGGACCGAGCUGUACAAUUAUGUAAUUCAUUGAAGGAGCCAUGCAAGAGAAGCAACUUGCAGGAAGGAGCUAUGAAUGCCAAGGCAUGGGCUUCCAAGUCUUUAGCUUCUGUUUCAUUUGGAGAGUCGAGCACUAGCCGGGCGGUACCAGUAAGUUCAACUGACUAAUUGCUUUGAUGGCCAAUAUCUAAAAUCAUAUUGCUCUUUUAGAAUUAUUUAGCCACUGUCAUUGGGGUUGGUGUUAUCUGAUUGGCACGGCGUUAUGCAAUAUCAAGCUUUUGAAACGAUCUGCUUCAAUUUGAUGUAAUCUAGAUUAGAAUUUUUUUCUCACCGUCAGACAAAUAAUGUAUCCACAUUGUAUAUAGCUUUAACUAAUAGGCAGAGCUUUUGAAUUCA